Molecule: messenger RNA, 2539 nt
Organism: Thamnophis elegans (Western terrestrial garter snake)
Lineage: Eukaryota; Metazoa; Chordata; Lepidosauria; Squamata; Natricidae
Product: neuronal acetylcholine receptor subunit alpha-5-like
Exons: 5
Coding region: 176-1309 (377 amino acids)
Biological process (GO): chemical synaptic transmission; regulation of membrane potential; signal transduction
Cellular component (GO): neuron projection; postsynaptic membrane; synapse
Molecular function (GO): acetylcholine-gated monoatomic cation-selective channel activity; transmembrane signaling receptor activity
Source: RefSeq, a predicted model, not a curated record
UGCAGGUACAUCUGAACCUUCUUUUAUUGCUAAAAGUGAAGACCGUUUAUUUAAAUAUUUAUUUGAAGACUAUGAACGAUGGGUUCGUCCAGUCGAGCACUUGAACGAUACCAUCAAAGUGAAAUUUGGUCUUGCAAUUUCCCAGUUGGUGGAUGUGGAUGAAAAAAACCAGUUGAUGACCACAAAUGUUUGGCUGAAGCAAGAAUGGGUUGAUGUGAAGCUGAUGUGGGAUCCCGAGGACUAUGCCGGAAUAACAUCUAUCCGUGUCCCUUCAGCUUCACUAUGGAUUCCAGACAUUGUUCUAUAUGAUAAUGCAGAUGGUCAUUUUGAAGGGACGUCUACAAAGGCCAUAGUGAAGCACGAUGGCACUAUUGUUUGGACCCCACCUGCAAACUUUAAAAGCUCUUGCACCAUUGACGUCACUUAUUUUCCAUUUGACCUCCAGAACUGCUCCAUGAAGUUUGGCUCGUGGACAUACGAUGGUUCUCAGGUGGAUAUAAUCCUUGUGGAUGAAGAAGUAGACAAAAGAGAUUUCUUUGAUAAUGGAGAAUGGGAAAUAGUAACGGCAACGGGUAUCAGAAGGAACAGAACUGAUGGAAGCUGCUGGUACCCCUUUAUUACCUACUCGUUUAUAAUUAGGCGCUUGCCUCUCUUUUACACUCUCUUCCUCAUUGUUCCAUGCAUAGGGCUAUCUUUCUUAACCAUCCUCGUCUUCUAUCUUCCCGCCUACGAAGGGGAGAAAAUCUCCCUCUGCACUUCCGUUCUGGUCUCGCUCACCGUCUUCCUUCUAGUCAUAGAAGAAAUCAUUCCCUCUUCUUCUAAAGUCAUUCCUCUGAUUGGCGAGUACUUGGUCUUCACCAUGAUUUUUGUGACGCUGUCUAUAGUCAUCACUGUCUUUGCUAUUAACGUUCAUCAUCGAUCCUCGUCGACGCACAACACGAUGGCGCCGUGGGUCCGCAAAAUAUUCCUCCACAAGCUUCCCAAACUACUUUGCAUGAGAAGUCACGUCGAUAGGUACUCGGUGCCAAAGGAAGAAGAGACGACGGGCACCCAGGGAUCCGAGGAAUCUAGGAAUACUUUGGAAGCAGCCUUGAAUUCUGUCCGGUACAUUAUAAGACACAUUGUCAAAGAGAACAAAGUACAUGAGGUUGUGGAUGACUGGAAGUUUAUAGCUCAGGUGCUUGACCGCGUGUUCCUUUGGCUGUUCUUUCUGGUUGCGGUUACUGGGUCCCUGGCUCUGUUUCUUCCUGCAAUUCAUAAAUGGGCAAGCAAAAUAGUACCACUCCAUGCAGGGAUUGUUAAUAAAUAAGUGAGUGAAUAGGGGCAGAAUUCCAGCAGUGUUUCUAGAUAUGCGAAUUCCUAGAUAUAUUUUAAGUACUUUCUAAACUAAUAAUGAAAUGUCUGAGAAUGCAAUUGGGAGGGGGAAAUUAAUGGUGAUGUUUAACCAGGAAAAUUGUAAGAUGGAUUCCCCCCCCCCUCUUAAUUAUAGCCUAUCUGGAUGCCAUCAGCAUUCUUAAGAUUAUUUAUAUAACAAAAAGUAUUAACACGACACUUUAACAUUUAAGGUGUCUAGUAUGCACAUCAUUGAAACUGCUGCAGCAGUGGAUGCGGAGAAGUUUUGUCAGGGAUCAGGGCAGGGGUCAUAUGCCCAGGCAAUUGGUUCUUCUGGAUCCAGAGACAAUGAGCACACCAAGGAAUAAAGAGAUUUUUUUAAAGUUUUGAAACUCUGAGAUUUUCACAGAUGAAAAACAAAGCUUUGCACAAUGGGAAGAUUUCACAGCUCCUCUUCGCAAAAAAACUAAAGUUUUUUAAAAAGCACAUUAGCUCAGAAUGAGCUCUGAACGUCUAGACCAGGGCUGUCCAACCUUGGCAACUUUAAGACUGAACUUCAAUUCCUGGAAUUCCCCAUCCAGCUGACUGGGGAAUUCUGGGAGUUGAAGUCCACGGGUCUUAAAUUAGCAAAGCUUGGACACCUCUUAGACUAAUGUAAAGGAAUCUCUUCUUGAAUUUCUUACGAAAUUGACUACGAAUCUCCAUCUUACGUGUGUAAUGUUGUUAUGUGUUAUUUCCAUACACCUUUACUGCUGCCAUCCAUGCAUUUUAUGCCGUACGCUAAAGAAAUAAAUGUGAAGGAGAAAUCAAAUUAUGCCGCUAAACUCCUCAAAAUACAACGGUCUUCCGCAUUGCCUCUACUGAGAAAUACAGAACGUUUUAGAUUUUUUUUAGUCCGCUCAUGUGACGCGUGAGUAAUCCUUGUAGCAGAUGAGGGCUCUCCGUCUCUUACACUUAGCAUUUGAUUCCCAAACUGUCACACAGAAUUAAGCUCAGUUUUCCAAGGAACUGGAUGGAGUGGGAAGGGUGAAAAGUGUAAGGCGGCACAGAAAGUUGUGAAAUAUGCAAGUACACCAUGGAGUGUUUUCGACUUCCUAAUGCAAUUUCCCUUCUAAAUAAUCCCAAAUUUUUUUGUGUGUUGCGAUAACACAAUAACAGUGAGGACAAUUAACCAGUGGAACAGCUUGCCACCAGAAAUUGUGGGUGC